Messenger RNA from Triticum aestivum (bread wheat), 2901 nucleotides. RefSeq names its product beta-galactosidase 7. The coding region runs from base 62 to 2689 and encodes 875 amino acids. The transcript is spliced from 19 exons. Lineage: Eukaryota; Viridiplantae; Streptophyta; Magnoliopsida; Poales; Poaceae. The record is from RefSeq and is a predicted model, not a curated record. Gene Ontology annotation, biological process: carbohydrate metabolic process. Gene Ontology annotation, molecular function: hydrolase activity, hydrolyzing O-glycosyl compounds; carbohydrate binding.
CUCCAUAUAUACAAGGAAAUCAAUCGAGCAUAUCACCUGCAAGCAGUAGCAACCGAGAGAGAUGUCCAUGGCCGCCGCAGCAGCAGCGAUCAUGGCGGUGCUCCUGGCCGCGUUAAUGGCACGAGCGUCGUCGGCGGCGGCAGCAGGAAGAGUCUGGGCCGACGAGGAGAAGGGAGCACAUAACGGCACGGCGAGAAGACAGGUCACGUACGACGGCAGAAGCCUCAUGCUGGACGGCGCCAGGAGGAUGCUCUUCUCCGGCGACAUUCAUUACCCAAGGAGCACACCCGAGAUGUGGCCAAGACUCAUAGAGAGCGCCAGGGAAGGUGGCCUGGAUGUCAUACAGACAUACGUCUUCUGGAAUGUCCAUGAGCCUAUACAAGGUCAGUACAACUUCGAAGGAAGAUAUGAUCUGGUGAAGUUCAUCAGAGAAAUCCAUGCUCAAGGCCUCUAUGUGAGCCUCCGGGUUGGCCCCUUCGUCGAGGCAGAAUGGAAAUACGGAGGCUUGCCAUUUUGGUUGCGUGGUGUCCCAAACAUUACCUUCAGAUGCAACAAUGAACCCUACAAGGUACAAGUAUACACACAGGUGAAAACAGAUGUCAUGUAUGAGGUGAGAGUGGUACAUAUGCAAAAAUUUGUUGCUAAAAUUGUUAACAUGAUGAAGGAUGAAAAUUUAUACUAUCCACAAGGAGGUCCCAUAAUCAUAUCACAGAUUGAGAACGAAUAUAAGCUAGUCCAGGCAGCAUUUCAUUCAAGGGGACCACCUUAUGUUCGCUGGGCAGCGGCAAUGGCUGUAAACCUCCAGACAGGCAUUCCAUGGAUGAUGUGCAAACAGGACGAUGCUCCAGAUCCAAUCAUUAAUACCUGCAACGGGCUCAUCUGCGGGGAAACAUUUCAUGGGCCGAAUUCGCCUAACAAGCCAGCUUUAUGGACCGAAAACUGGACAUCUCGCUAUCCUUUAUAUGGUCAUGACCCAAGAUUCAGAUCACCAGCAGAUAUUGCCUUUGCAGUUGCACUUUUUAUAGCAAGAAAAAAAGGAAGCUUUGUAAGCUACUACAUGUAUCAUGGCGGGACAAACUUUGGGAGGUUUGCAUCCUCCUAUGUAACAACAAGCUACUAUGAUGGAGCUCCACUUGAUGAAUAUGGUUUAAUAUGGCAAUCGACAUGGUCUCAUCUCAGAGAAUUGCAUGCUGCAGUCAAGCAAUCUGAAGAACCACUACUUUCAGGAGCAUAUUCUAAUUACUCAUUUGGUGAGCAACAAGAGGGGCAUGUUUUUAAAACCGAGUCCAACUGUGUGGCUUUCCUAGUGAACUUUGACAAGCAUAAAACAUCAAAUAUCCAAUUUGGUGAAGCAUCAUUCCAGCUAGCUCCUAAAUCAAUAAGUAUCCUCUCGAGUUGCAGGAGGGUAGUAUUUGAAACAGCCAAGGUGAGCCAGUUACCUUCAAUUCUUCAGCGACUGAAGACCUCAAGGGACUGCUUCGUUUAUCAGUUUUACUUUUGGCAGAUAAAUGCACAACAUGGUUUAAGAACAGCACAAGUAGUCCAGUAUCUGAACAAUGUUGAUAGCUGGAAAGUAUUCAAAGAACCGAUUCCUCUGGCAAUAAACAACAGCACACACAUUGGAAAUCGACUUUUUGAACACCUCUCAACUACAAAAGAUGAGACAGAUUAUCUCUGGUACCUUACUAGAUAUGAUUAUAGAUCAAAUGGGGAUACCCAGCUAGUGCUUAAUGUGGAGUCACAAGCACAUGUUUUACAUGCUUACAUCAACAAUGAUUAUAUAGGUAGUGUGCAUGGGAGUCAUGAUGGACCAAGAAAUAUCGUUCUCAAGACACCUAUUAUGCUAAGGAAAGGACAAAACUCCAUAUCACUGCUAAGUGUCAUGGUUGGAUCACCGGACUCUGGGGCGUACAUGGAGCGAAGAAUUUUUGGAGUUCGUAAAGUGAGCAUACAACAGGGACAUCAAAAAUCACAUUCUCUGAAUAAUGAGCUGUGGAAACACCAAGUUGGCUUAUCUGGAGAAAUGAAUAAUAUAUACACACGGGAAGGAUCAUCUCGUGCUCAAUGGACUGCCAUCAAUAAGUCCAUGCACCUUCCACUUAUCUGGUACAAGACGACAUUUGACACACCAUGGGGGAGUGACCCCGUCACGCUGAAUCUCAGCAGUAUGGGGAAGGGUGAGGCGUGGAUCAAUGGAGAGAGCAUUGGACGGUAUUGGGCCUCCUUCAAAACCCCCAGCGGACAACCAUCCCAGUCCUUGUACCACAUACCACAAUACUUUCUGAAGCCUAGAGAGAACACCCUCGUCCUCAUGGAGGAAAUGGGUGGUGAUCCGCUACAGAUAAGCGUGAACACAAUGUCGGUUACCCGAGUAUACAGUAGUGUGAAUGAGUUAUCCACUCCAUCACUCUUGUCACGCAGAAAGCACCCAGCAGUUCGACUCCGGUGUCAGCAAGGCAAACACAUCACGGAUAUUGAGUUUGCGAGCUACGGAAAUCCGGUCGAGGACUGUAGAAGUUCUAGCAGGAGUUGCCUUGGGAGUUGCCAUGCCGAGACAACGGAGUUUGUUGUAAAGGAUGCUUGCCUAGGCAGAAGGAAGUGCGCAAUUCCGGUACGGCCUGCCAAGUUCGGAGGCGACCCGUGCCCUGGGAUCCAAAAAUCACUUUCAGUUGUGGCAAGCUGCGGAUGAGUAGGAUGGGAAUUGCUACUAUCAUGGCGUGAUUAACUAACAUUCAGUUUGCACAAAUUUGUUGUCACAGGGUCCAAACACUGUACCAAAUCUGAACUACAGAUAGAGCAGUACUGCAUCCACAUGUUAAAAUGUACAGGAGAAGUGUAGUUACACGCACCAAUUUCACUGCAGAAAUAUGUUGGAUUCGCCGAGAGAAGGCAGUUCUUUCA